Alternaria ventricosa is the source of this 789-nucleotide messenger RNA. RefSeq lists its product as uncharacterized. NCBI's taxonomy places the organism in Eukaryota, Fungi, Ascomycota, Dothideomycetes, Pleosporales, Pleosporaceae. Bases 1 to 789 code for a protein of 262 amino acids. Gene Ontology annotation, molecular function: calcium-dependent protein serine/threonine phosphatase regulator activity; nucleic acid binding. The transcript has 2 exons. Gene Ontology annotation, cellular component: cytoplasm; nucleus. The record is from RefSeq and is a predicted model, not a curated record. Gene Ontology annotation, biological process: calcium-mediated signaling.
AUGCAGGCUACUCUACCUCCAUCGCCAAUGCGCUCCCGCGCGUCAUCGGGGAGCAAGUCGCCACUUUCUCUCGACCUUUCAGACCUCCCACCGCUCGUCGAGCCAUCACCUCCAUCAAACACACUCAUCAUAACCAAUCUUCUCGCACCCGAGAUCUUCUCACUAUCAACCCUCACCGAGAUCCGCGAAACCGUAGACAAAUAUGCGAAAGUACACACAUGGGCGCCACUCAAGUCUUUCCGUCGCAUCGUAGUAUCCUUCUUCGACGUCGACUCUGCGAUCCAGGUCCGACAAGCCCUCGAUGGCGAGCAACUUAUGGGCUACCGCAUCCGCGUCUACUUCGGCGUAAACACGCCCAUGAACCCCUCAGACCAGCACCUCGCCCUCCCCAAGUCCGACCGACUAUUCUUCAUCUCGCCGCCGCCCUCACCACCUAUGGGCUGGGAGAUGAAGGAAGAGGAUGCGCCGAACAAGAUUGUACACCCGGAAGACCUUGCGGCAGCGCUGGCCCGGUUACAUGCAAACCACGAUGCGACUUCGCCUACCACCGACCACGGCGGCCCAUCGAUCACAAGAAGGCGAACUGGCAGCACCACUGUUGUCUACCACCCCGAAGACCACGGUGACUCGCCAAACCUUCCAGCCAUAUCCGUCGAAGACACAACUGAGACACCUGAGCCGUUGACACCCAUCGAUGCGAUGGAGGGCGUCGAGGGCCCCAUCGCAUCGCAGAAGGCGCAGGGCAUAGCAGUCAGCACAUCAAGGCCGCCAGUCGAGCUCAUGCAGUAG